AUGAAGCUCGCUGGUGCUCUGGUGUUCCUCGGGGCUGUCCUGCUCCUGACUUCAGGGGGAGAUUGUGGCAUUUGCCCAGUUAUAAAAGAAGAUGUUCAUCUAUUUCUUUUCGGGACCCCAGAAGAGUAUACUAAAUACGUGAAAACUUACAAAGAUGACCCUACCUUUGUGGAAAAUACUGCGAAACUCAAGAAAUGUAUUGAUAGCAACUUGACAGAGGAAGACAAGUCACAUGCAGCAGACUUCAUCGAAAAAAUAGAUGUUAGCCCAAUAUGUUGA
This is a messenger RNA of Apodemus sylvaticus (European woodmouse), 279 nucleotides long. RefSeq names its product major allergen I polypeptide chain 1-like. Gene Ontology annotation, cellular component: extracellular region. NCBI's taxonomy places the organism in Eukaryota, Metazoa, Chordata, Mammalia, Rodentia, Muridae. Gene Ontology annotation, molecular function: steroid binding. The record is from RefSeq and is a predicted model, not a curated record. Bases 1 to 279 code for a protein of 92 amino acids. The transcript has 3 exons.